This is a messenger RNA of Procambarus clarkii (red swamp crayfish), 1166 nucleotides long. RefSeq lists its product as uncharacterized. Lineage: Eukaryota; Metazoa; Arthropoda; Malacostraca; Decapoda; Cambaridae. The record is from RefSeq and is a predicted model, not a curated record.
UUGUGUGGCAGUUCAGGUCGUGUUGUUCCUCGCAAGCGGACGAGUGAGGCUGAUCGUCAACCCUCACGCCUAGUUCCCUGCAACCUUUAUGUCUAUUGUUUGCAACGUGUUUUGGUGAUUAGCAGUGUGUAAAGUGUCCUUGUAAUGUCAAGUGUGUAAAUACACUCACAAACACACACACACACACACACACGUGCUUGCAAACGCAAACACAUACACACACGCGUGCAUGGAGCGGAAGGCCCAAUUGUCUCGCCGUGAAAGAGACGGGCCCUGUGGCAGACUAUCAGGCAGGGUGGUGUUGGUAGCGGUGGUGGUAGUGGUUGUGGUGGUGUGUGUGGUGGUGACUGUGGUGGUCUGUCUCCCCAGCGCCUCGCCACACACUCACGAGGACUGUGGCGUCCCUACAGAAGAUGACUGUCUUGAGGAGAUGUUGCUGGGUUCCCCCAUGUGGGACGAGCCCCAGCUAUUGCAGGUGGUGAAGGAGGAGUUCCUGAGACCACCUGAGGCAGCCUCCCCCACGACACCUGUCUCGGAGGACCACCUGACUAAGGACGACCUGGAGAUUGUGCGGAAGGUGACAGCAAUGGUAGGAGAGGUGGAGUUUGUUGUGGCGGCGACGGGGGAGUCCCCAGCACUGGUGGGGACGCUGGGGAAGACGGGGCUGUGGCUCGACCCCAGACCAGAGGACCAGCCAGGUCAUUCUCCUGUCCCCCACCUCUGGUAUUCACACGCUUGCCUCUCCGAUACCGUCCCCUACCUAAACAAGCAGAAGCAGCAGUGUAUCAGCCUAGCGUCCCUACUGGUCGCCCUGGGGCGUCCCUCCGUCGACCUGGUCCUCGCUCACGCCCUCAAGCCCUCCAGUGUCUUCCACGCCCUGUGUACUCAGUACACCCAUCCUGUCAAGGCGGUGAUGAUGAAUCAGAUGAGUCUCCAAGACCUGCUCCUGGACCAGUACCGAGACUGUUUCGUCAAUCAGUACGGCCUCGGCAACAGUACCAUCAUCUUCCUCAAACAGUAGCCAAUAGUUCCUGGUCUAACAACAUCACUAUUGGUUCUCCCACUUCCUGAUUCUCAUGCUCUGCUCAUGCGUCACUUCGUGGUCUUGGCCGCUCUGGUGUUGGCUGUCUGCGUCCUGGCUCCGUCACACGCCCACCGUCCCUAUG